This is a messenger RNA of Labeo rohita (rohu), 3493 nucleotides long. RefSeq names its product transporter associated with antigen processing, subunit type a (gene tap2a). The record is from RefSeq and is a predicted model, not a curated record. The coding region runs from base 193 to 2385 and encodes 730 amino acids. Gene Ontology annotation, cellular component: membrane. The transcript has 11 exons. Gene Ontology annotation, molecular function: ATP hydrolysis activity; ABC-type oligopeptide transporter activity; ATP binding. Lineage: Eukaryota; Metazoa; Chordata; Actinopteri; Cypriniformes; Cyprinidae. Gene Ontology annotation, biological process: transmembrane transport.
UUGAAGGAAAAUCCCUUAUCCUGUGAAAAUGAAAGUAAAAUAAUGUCGGUGUCUUAAAAUGCCCCGGCGCUGUGUGAAGAGAAGAUAACCUCGCACACCGUAGUAAAGGGUAAAACGUUAGCGAUAGGAAAACUUUAACCGAAAAUCGUCUUUUCUAGAGCGUUUCUAGUAUAACUGAUUUAUACCCGCAACAUGCAUAAAAUUUUGGUGUUCGCUUGUGUAUUGUGUGUAGACAUAAUAAUAGUUUACACUCUGGACCUCGGAGAAACUUUUCUUAAGUCUCGUACAAGAAAUCUUGACUAUAAUCUGUUACGCCAGUGGGCUGAAUCUGGACUGCGAUGCACACUGCUGUACACAGGAUCUAUUUUAUGCAAAGAUGCAGCUGAUCCACAUAUACGUAGAUGGAUUACGGUCCACUGUUUUAUCGGUUCGGUAUACGAAACCGGACGCGUAGCGCUGUUCGACAACUACCGCCUUGGUAAAUAUAAUUUGUGGCUCGUCGGUACUGUCGCUGCUGCUUUAGCUUGUCUUUUUUGGGAGGUAACGCUGCCGGACACCAAUGGAGAGAGUAACGGUAAAGACCGCAAACAGAGGGCUCGAGUUCUCUUCAUCCGGGUCAUCUGUUUGUCCAAACCAGACUACAUAUUAUUGUGUGGAGCUUUUGUCUUUCUGACCUUAGCUGUGCUAUGUGAGAUGUUCAUCCCAUUGUACACUGGAAAUGUGAUUGACAUCUUGGGUUCACAUUACCAGUGGGAUAACUUUAGAUCAGCCAUCUUUUUCAUGGCAUUGUUCUCAUUGGGAAGUUCUUUCAGUGCCGGUUGUCGUGGAGGCCUGUUCAUGUGUGCAAUCAAUAGCUUCACUUGCAGAAUUAAGGUGCAACUGUUUGGAUCCCUUGUCAGGCAGGACAUUGGCUUCUUUGAGACCAUCAAGACAGGUGACAUCACAUCUAGACUGUCUACAGACACUGCUUUGAUGGGUCGGGCUGUAGCCCUGAAUGUCAAUGUCUUUCUGCGGACCUUGAUUAAGACCCUUGGCAUGUUAUAUCUGAUGCUGAGCCUCUCAUGGAAGCUUACACUACUGAUGCUGAUGGAGACGCCACUGACAGGCUUGCUGCAGAACAUAUAUGACACGCAUUAUCAGAGGCUCUCAAAAGAAGUUCAGGACUCCAUUGCACAAGCCAAUGAAACUGCGGGGGAGGCAGUGUCAGGAAUUAGGACAGUAAAGAGUUUCAAGACAGAACUUGGUGAAGCCCAUCGCUAUGAUGUCCGUUUGAUGAAAACCCAUAAUCUUAAGACCCGACGGGACACAGUCAGGGCAAUUUACUUGCUAGUUAGGCGGAUGACAGAAUUGGGAAUGAAGGUGGCCAUGCUUUACUAUGGGAAACUCUUCAUCCAGUAUGGACAGAUGAGCACAGGGAAUCUUGUCUCUUUCAUCCUCUAUCAGUCAGACCUUGCGAGAAACAUCAGGACCUUGAUUUAUAUCUUUGGAGACAUGCUGAACUCAGUGGGUGCAGCCGGUAAGGUGUUUGAGUACCUGGACCGAAAAUCUGAAGUCAGUAUUGAUGGUAACCUGCAGCCCAGUGAUCUGAAAGGACACGUCAGCUUUCAGAACCUCACCUUCUCGUAUCCCAGAAGACCAGAUCACAAUGUGUUAAAGAACUUCUCUCUGGAAUUGAAGCCGGGUCAGAUGACCGCUCUGGUGGGAAUGUCAGGUGGGGGAAAGAGCACCUGUGUGAGUUUGCUGGAGAGAUUCUACCAGCCUCAGCAGGGACAAAUUCUGUUAGACGGACAACCACUAGAGAAUUUCCAGCACAAAUACUUGCACAGCAAGAUAGCAAUGGUGGGUCAGGAGCCUGUACUUUUCUCUGGCACUGUUCAAGACAACAUUGCCUAUGGUCUGCCGGGCUGCUCAAAGGAGAAAGUAAAGGAUGCUGCCAGCAAAGCCAAUGCUCAUGCCUUUAUCUGCAAACUGGAAAAUGGCUACAACACAGACGUGGGAGAGCGUGGUAAUCUACUUUCAGGAGGUCAGAAGCAGCGCAUCGCUAUCGCCAGAGCUCUGAUCAGACAACCUCAGGUGCUCAUACUGGAUGAAGUUACCAGCUCUUUGGACACUGAAAGUGAACAAAUGGUUCAACAGGCCCUGGCAUGCUGCCCCACCCAGACCUUGCUUGUGAUUGCUCAUAGGCUGAAGACCAUUGAGAAGGCAGAUCAGAUUGUGGUGAUUGACAGUGGGGAGGUGGUGGAGCUGGGCACACAUCAGGAACUGAUGGACAAGAAAGGAAGUUACUAUAAACUGAGAGAGAGGCUCUUUACUGAUGAUAACACAGCCAACCAAGACACUGAGAAACCUGAUGCUGUAAAAGUCCAGAAGCCUAUGUUGAAAUAAUGUGCUUGUUCAGAAUACAAAUAUACACUACCAGUCAAAUGUUUUUGAACAGUAAGUUUUAAGAAGUCUAUUCUGCUCACCAAGCCUGCAUUUAUUUGAUCCAAAGUACAGCAAAAAGAGUACGAUUGUAAAAUAUUUUUACUAUUUAAAAUAACUGUUUUCUGUUUGAAUGUAUAGUUAAAAAUGUAGUUUAUUCUUGUGAUUUCAAAGCUGAAUUUUUGCAUCAUUACUCCAGUCACAUGAUCCUUCAGAAAUCAUUCUAAUAUACAGAUUUGCUGCUCAAAAAAACAUUUAUUAUUAUUAGUAUGUUGAAAACAAAAAGGUAGAUUUUUUUCAGGUUUCUUUGAUGAGUAGAAAGUUCAGAUAAACAUAAUUUAUCUGAAAUAGAAAUCUUGUAUAACAUUAUAAAUGUCUUUAUCAUCACUUUUGAUCAAUUUAAAGCUUGCUAAAUAAAAGUAUUCAUUUUUAUAAUUUCUUUCCAAAAAAGAAAUAAACAAAUUAUACUGACUCCAAGCUUUUGAAUGCUAUAGUGUAUAAUGUUACCAAAGCUUUUUAUUUCAGAUAAAUGCUGAUCUUUGGAUCUUGGAACUGUUUUAAAUAUUGAUAAUAAUAAAAAACAAGAUGUUUCUUGAACGGCAAAUCAACAUAAUAGAAUGAUUUCUGAAGGAUCAUGUUACACUGAAGAUUGGAGUAAUGAUACUGAAAAUUUAGCUUUGAUCACAGGAAUAAAUUACAUUUUAAAAUAUAUUAAAAUAGAAAAAUUUUAUUUUAAUUUUAUUUUUUAAUUUUACUGUUUUUGCUGUACUUUGGAUCAAAUAAAUGCAGGCUUGGCGAGCAGAAGAGACUUCUUUAAAAAAUAUUAAAAAUCUUACUGUUCAAAAACUUUUGACUGUGUACCAUUACAAACCUUUGUAAAUAGGGACAUACAAUAUAAGAGAGGACAUUAUCCUUUAAUGUUAUUACAUUUCUAAAACUUUGAACUGUGGACUUGUACAUAGAAUAAACUCAGUGACGAUCAUCAGUCAAAAUGUUUAAUCAACAAACAAUGUUGAUGAAUGUAAAAAUUUUGGAUUUGUUUGGUGUUGUGAAUAAAUGUGAAUAAAUAUUG